This is a messenger RNA of Anguilla rostrata (American eel), 1993 nucleotides long. RefSeq names its product carboxypeptidase N subunit 2-like. The coding region runs from base 312 to 1766 and encodes 484 amino acids. Gene Ontology annotation, molecular function: protein binding. The record is from RefSeq and is a predicted model, not a curated record. The transcript has 2 exons. Lineage: Eukaryota; Metazoa; Chordata; Actinopteri; Anguilliformes; Anguillidae.
CAUCCAUUAUCCAUCCACCAUUUUGUGUCAACAUUUUUUUUGUUUCAUUCCAUCUUCUUACAAACACCUGUGGGUAAUUUGUAUGAUGCACGUGUCGCACGUUGGCUGAAGUCAAGCUCACUCUUCAAUACUGAAUCCCACCCCCACUGGCCCCUCCCACCAUCAUGUUAUCAGUAUUUGCAGGGUGACCCUUGGGAACGCCCAAUCAGACGUUUCAUAAAGCGAUAAGAAAGGCGUUCUUCGACUGCUUCUUUGCAAGGCAAAAUUGAAAGUAGAUGUGCUGCUGUGAAAGUGGUAAAGGAUAAUUAAACAUGCAUCUUAUAAACUGCGUCUUUCUGCUGCACCUGAUGCUCGGGAGUGUGACGGGAGAGUGUGGCGGGUCGCCCAACUGCAAGGUUCUCUACGAUAAGAGCAUCACCGAAAUCCCCGCCACCCAGAAAGCUGGCGCAACUGAGGUUUAUUUCGUGGGCAGCCGGAUUUCCACCAUCCCCGACCGAGCCUUCAUCAACAGCCCGCAGCUGGUGACUCUGGAGUUCCUCGAAAUGCCCAUUGUGUCCGUCGAAACGCACGCCUUCGAAGGUUUGGACAGGCUGAGGUUAAUCGAAAUUUCCAGUACGAAUCUGACGUCGUUGCCCCUGGGCGUGUUUCAGAACCUACCGAGCCUCGAGAAGCUGGUUCUCAAAAUCAACAGAAUCCAGAAGCUUGAGAAGGGACUGUUUGAUGGCCUGAUGCUGAAAGAGCUCCAUCUUCACACCAAUGAAAUCGCCUCGAUCGACGAGGGAAUUUUCGAUCAGCUUGAAAACCUCACAUUCCUCCACCUGGCUAGGAAUAAAAUCUCCUCCGUCUCCACGGCACUGUUCGCAAAACUCAGUAAAUUGCAGAAGCUCAGACUCUACGAGAAUGGCAUCAGUGCCAUUCCUCCUGGGAUCUUCGAUGAUCUACCGGAUCUAAAAGAAAUCACCUUACAGGGCAACAAGAUAACAGAGAUACCACCGCAUUUAUUUUCAAAAAAUACCAAUUUGGAAACAUUAUCUUUAGAGAACAAUCUUUUGUCUGAAUUGCCUUCUGAAAUUUUUGUGGGACUUCCUAACAUGAAAUAUUUGACCCUUCAGCAGAAUCAAAUAGCCAGCCUGCCUCCCAUGCUCUUUGGCGAAAUGCUUAGACUGUAUGAACUGAAUCUCAACAGGAACAAUCUCACUGUCCUUCCUGCAGGAGUAUUCAGUCCCUUAAAAAAACUCAGCAAGCUUGACUUAUCGCAAAACAAGUUUACCUCUUUGUCCGAGGAAUAUUUUGAAGGCCUUGUGAGACUUGCAGACUUGAAUCUACAGAAAAACAUGAUUGAGUCAUUAAAACCGAAAAGCUUUGAACAACUGACAGAGCUGCAAACCCUCCGGCUGGCACAUAACAAACUGAGAACUCUUCCUGAAGGGAUAUUUGACUCCUUACCAAAACUUAGCAGGGUAUAUCUGAAUAACAACCCCUGGCACUGUGACUGCAGGCUGAUAUCGUUCUUUAACUGGAUGAAAGCGAACACAAAAAAGAUCAAGUCCUCUCCGCCAGAGACUUGUGAAUCUCCUGAAAGUUUGAAAGGACGAGAAGUCAUGUCUCUCACAGAAGAUCAGCUGAUAUGCCCAACCACUCCUGCAAUCGCCACUACUGUGCCUCUCACCACAACAACCAGCACUACUGUUGCCAUGACAACAGAAUUACCCACAACAACCGUCCACAUGACCACACCACCCCCCAAGCAACAACCGCCCACAUGACCACACCACCCCACAAGCAACAACCGCCUUGCCCACCACCACUACUCUGUCUACCCAGACACCUACCACCAUAAUAAUAACAACAGAGCCCACAACUGCACCAACCACUACGUUGACAACCACAGUACUUAUGACAACUGCUCCCACCACUAUGUUCACAACAACAGCGCCAACCACUGUAGCUAUGACAACUGCACCCACAGCCAUGCUGACAACCACAAUGCCAA